Molecule: messenger RNA, 1339 nt
Organism: Coregonus clupeaformis (lake whitefish)
Lineage: Eukaryota; Metazoa; Chordata; Actinopteri; Salmoniformes; Salmonidae
Product: C-type mannose receptor 2
Exons: 6
Coding region: 111-1031 (306 amino acids)
Source: RefSeq, a predicted model, not a curated record
CCAAACGCUUCUCCUUCACUUAUUUCAAACGAUCCAGCUAACGUAGUGGAUCUCUCGCCAGUAGUUCUUCUGACACAGGGAAUUGGUUGAAGGGAAUUCAACUGUUAGAUAUGAAAAGGUGUGUGCCGCUCCUCCUGCUACUCUCAGGGUUCCACCAACUGUCGUCAAGCCUCACCGGCCAAUACUUCUUUGUGAAUGACCCCAAGACCUGGACUGAAGCACAGAGCUACUGCAGAGAGAAGUACACUGACCUGGCCACCAUAGACAACAUGGAGGAUAUGAACAGAUUCAGACAAGUUGUCAAUGGAUACAAUGGAAAUGUCUGGAUAGGGCUGUAUGAUGAUGUUAACAGUUGGAGGUGGUCUCUAGAAGAUAGUGGUUUCUAUGGAGACGGGGAGGCAGUGUUUAGGAACUGGGACAGCGGACAGCCUGAUAACCAAGGCAGCGGACAGUAUUGCACAGUGAUGAGAGACAACGGAAGGUGGAACGACGAGCGUUGCUCAAACAAAGACAUCUUCAUCUGCUACGACGGAGGGACCAAUUCCUCCAAUCAUUUUAGUUUGAUUAAUGAAAGCCGAAGUUGGUCUGAAGCUCAGAGUUACUGCAGAGAUCACCACACAGACCUGGCCAGUGUGAGGAACCAGACUGAGAACCAGGAGAUACAGAGAGUGGCCAAUGGUAGCAACGUGUGGAUCGGCCUGUUCAGAGACUCAUGGAAGUGGUCAGACCAGAGCAACUCUUCCUUCAGAUACUGGGUAGAGGGAGAGCCCAAUAAUUUCCAAGGAAGGUCUGAGGGUUGUGUUGAGGCAUCGAUGACUAACAAUGGACAAUGGAACGAUGAGAUCUGCAUCCUUCCACAGUAUUUUGUCUGCUACUACACUGGAUAUGCUGGAGUGCAGGUGAAAUUCACCUCAACAACAGCGCUAACAGAUUCUAACAUCACCGAGCUGGUCUUGAAGAAGCUACAAGAUGAACUGAGACAGCGAGGGAUAUCCGACUCUGUCACCCUGCGGUGGAAGAAAAAAGACUGACUCUGACUGAGGUGGAUAGAAGAAGGAGGGAGGAGAAGGAGGAGAAGAAAUGAGGGAGGAGAUGAGUGGAUGAAGAGAAUGAAGAGAGAUUUAUGUCUUUUUUUCAUGGAAAAUGUAGAGGAAUUCCGGCGCAGAAAGAUAGUUUUAUUGUUCAAUUUUUGUCCAACUCCUAACAAGGAUAACAAUGCAUACUGAAUACCAAUUCAUUCAUGCUAUUUGUGAUUGGAAAUACAAUGUAAUAGCUGUAAGCACUCAUCUAAUACAUUUUUGAACAUGCUAUAUCAACUAAAUCAACAUUCUUCAUGUUA